GGUAGCAAACUUUGCGCACAAGGGGGCGUAGUAUCCAAGAUGGCAGCGCCCAUGGAUGAACAUGCCACCAGUGAUAUUUCAUCAAAAACAUCAGAAAAGGAUGAUAAAACUGAUGUCGACCAAUCGAACAUAACUAAAAGAAGCUGGAAGGAGAAGAGAAUACAUACCAAUUGUAUUGAAAGGGCAGAUUUCGCCUGCAAACAUAAUCCUUAUGUGAAGUUUAUGCUAGCUGCCAUGGAACAAAUUGGAUGCCCAAUAGAUCCAGAUACACACAUUGUAUGUGAGCCGUGUGCCAGUGAUAGCCCUGUGAACGGAGGAUUUGAUCCCAUUAAUGGAGAGAUCGUUUUAUGUGAAAACAAGAGUCCCUCCCAGAGGAUUCUGAGUACACUUCUUACCCAUGAGUUAAUACAUGCUUAUGAUCACUGCAGAGCUAAGGUGGACUGGACAGAUAUACGACAUGUUGCUUGCUCAGAGAUAAGGGCAUCCAGCUUGAGUGGUGAUUGUUCAUUCCUGAGUGAUAGCCUUUACAGCUGGAACUUCAGAUUUAAGAAUCAUCACCAGACCUGUGUAAGGAGAAGGGCUAUCGGUUCCAUCCUAGCAGUCAGAAACGUUUCUCGAGAAGAAGCAGAGAAAGCCGUUGAUGGUGUCUGGGAAACAUGCUUCAAAGACUAUGCUCCUUUCACCACUAUACCCAGGAGACUGGCUGACCUGAAAACAUCAUCACAUGAUCAGUCACAUGAUCAAAAACAUGCUCAUCAACCUGACAGAUAAUACAGGGAAAGACAUUCUAUCCAAUGUGCAUUACUGGCUUUGAAGAAUCUUUGUGGUAUAUAUGUUACUAUGCAAGGAUCACAGGCGUGCCACAGUGGACUUUCUGCAAAUAGAUUGAACAUUUAUCCUUUAGACUUUCAAUGGGAGUUAGAGGAAUGUUAUACAGAAGAUGCUGCUUAAGUCAUGAAGUGAACAAGAGAAAAAGAAAUAUAUGACGGUGCAUUGAUUCAACAUGUAUGUGCUCUGGCAGUCUACCCUCUGGUUGCACUACUCAUAUUUAUUUUGUUGUGAAUAAAUGUUUUCAGGAGGAAUCUUGUAUGGAUAUUUAAUUUUUUAGCAAAAAUACAAUCUUUUAAAUGACCAGAUUCUCAUUUUAUCAGGUGUCAUAAUACCCACAUGCUUCCAUGUACAUUAGGUAGUCAAAAUGUGCUGAAGUGCAAGCAAAUGACAAUGACAAAUCAUUUUUAUCCUGAUGUAUUAAAGAAUGUGCAUCUGUUAUUUAGGCAUUUGCUAUAAAGAUUCCCUCUUUGACAAAUGGCAGUAAACAGAUUGCACUAUCAUAUUGGUGCAAGUGAAACUGUAACCAUUGUAUUAUUUUUCUUCAUGAUGUGCAAUCAAUCUUGUCGUGAUGAGACUUUUCCUUGCCUGAAAUCUAGGCAGAACUGAACAUUUGUAGGGGGUAGUUUGGUAUGAAAGGAAGGAAUAUAGGCUGUGUUAUUUUCAAAUAGUUGUGUCCUUUUACUAGGUAGUGAAAUAAAUGAGUACCUAUCAAGUGUAUAUCAUAUGUAUUUUCACUGCAUAGAGGCAAAAGCUGUUACAACAUAAUGUGUUGGCCUCGUAUCAGGAACUUCAUGUAUUUUUGAUCAUAUCUUCCGUCCAUUAAAAUUGUGUUCUCCAAGUGUUCAAAGCAAA
Strongylocentrotus purpuratus (purple sea urchin) is the source of this 1683-nucleotide messenger RNA. RefSeq names its product mitochondrial inner membrane protease ATP23 homolog (gene atp23). Gene Ontology annotation, cellular component: extrinsic component of mitochondrial inner membrane. The record is from RefSeq and is a predicted model, not a curated record. Gene Ontology annotation, biological process: mitochondrial protein processing; mitochondrial proton-transporting ATP synthase complex assembly. Gene Ontology annotation, molecular function: metalloendopeptidase activity. The coding region runs from base 40 to 771 and encodes 243 amino acids. The transcript is spliced from 6 exons. NCBI's taxonomy places the organism in Eukaryota, Metazoa, Echinodermata, Echinoidea, Camarodonta, Strongylocentrotidae.